Molecule: messenger RNA, 2172 nt
Organism: Penicillium verhagenii
Lineage: Eukaryota; Fungi; Ascomycota; Eurotiomycetes; Eurotiales; Aspergillaceae
Gene: cat1
Product: catalase catB
Exons: 4
Coding region: 1-2172 (723 amino acids)
Biological process (GO): response to oxidative stress; hydrogen peroxide catabolic process
Cellular component (GO): cytosol
Molecular function (GO): heme binding; catalase activity
Source: RefSeq, a predicted model, not a curated record
AUGCGUUACGCGUUGCUCCUCACAGGCCUCAUUGGCACUGUCAAUGCAGCUUGUCCGUACAUGUCGGGCGAUCUACCUGACUCCUCGGACUCACUUCACCGUCGCGAUGAUGCAGACGCAUCCGCCGCUACCGAGGACUUCCUUUCUCAAUUCUAUCUCAAUGACCAAGAUGCCUUCAUGACUUCAGACGUGGGAGGUCCAAUUGAAGAUCAGAACAGUCUUAGUGCAGGAGAGCGUGGCCCAACUCUUCUCGAGGAUUUCAUUUUCCGCCAGAAGAUCCAACGAUUUGAUCACGAACGGGUCCCAGAACGUGCUGUCCAUGCCCGCGGAGUCGGCGCCCACGGCGUAUUCACAUCUUAUGGAGACUGGUCCAACAUAACAGCCGCCUCGUUCCUCGGUGCAAAGGAUAAAGAAACCCCCAUGUUCGUCCGCUUCUCCACCGUAGCCGGUAGUCGCGGAAGCGCCGAUACAGCCCGCGACGUGCACGGAUUCGCGACACGAUUCUACACCGAUGAGGGAAACUUCGAUAUUGUCGGAAACAACAUCCCCGUUUUCUUUAUCCAGGACGCAAUCCUGUUUCCAGAUCUCAUCCACGCCGUGAAACCGCGAGGUGAUAAUGAGAUUCCUCAAGCGGCGACUGCGCAUGAUUCUGCGUGGGACUUCUUUAGCCAACAGCCUAGUGCGUUGCAUACGCUUAUGUGGGCUAUGUCGGGUCAUGGCAUUCCUAGAUCUUUCCGUCAUGUUGAUGGGUUUGGUGUGCAUACUUAUCGAUUUAUUACUGAUAGUGGGGCUUCGAAGUUGGUUAAGUUCCAUUGGAAGACUUUGCAAGGGAAAGCGAGCUUUGUGUGGGAGGAGGCGCAGCAGACUUCAGGGAAGAAUGGUGAUUUCAUUCGUCAGGAUUUGUGGGAUGCUAUUGAAGCCGGAAGGUACCCUGAGUGGGAACUCGGAGUCCAAAUCAUGGACGAAGACGACCAACUUCGAUUCGGCUUCGAUCUUCUCGACCCAACAAAGAUCGUGCCCGAAGAACUCGUCCCAAUCACACCACUGGGCAAGAUGCAGCUCAACCGUAAUCCAAAGAACUACUUCGCCGAAACCGAGCAAGUCAUGUUCCAACCAGGCCACAUAGUCCGCGGCGUCGACUUCACAGAAGACCCCCUCCUCCAAGGCCGCAUCUUCUCCUACCUAGACACCCAACUAAACCGACAUGGCGGGCCCAACUUCGAACAAAUCCCCAUCAACCGGCCCCGCGUCCCAAUUCACAACAACAACCGCGACGGCGCAGCCCAGAUGUACAUCCCACUAAACAAAGACGCCUACACACCCAACACGCCGAACAACGGCUCCCCAAAACAAGCGAACCAGACCGUCGGCAACGGUUUCUUCACUACGCCCGGCCGCACCGUAUCGGGACACCUGGUCCGCGACGUGAGCUCCACCUUCGCCGACGUCUGGUCCCAGCCGCGUCUAUUCUGGAACUCGCUCAUCGCCGCCGAAAAACAGUUCGUCGUCGACGCCAUGCGCUUCGAGAAUGCGAACGUCGUUAGCCAGGUCGUGAGGGAUAAUGUCGUUCUACAGCUGAAUCGGAUCAGCAAUGAUCUUGCGAAGCGGGUCGCCGAGGCUAUUGGUGUUGAUGCACCGAGCCCGGAUCCGACGUAUUAUCACCAUAACACGACUGCGGGCGUGGGAGCCUUUGGAGCAAAGUUGUUGAAGCUUGAGGGCUUGAAAGUAGGAGUACUUGCUUCGGUUGGUAAUGGCUCUUCGAUUGCGCAGGGUGCGGCGUUGCAGGCGCAGCUGAGCUCUGUGGGCGUUGAUGUUCUUGUUGUUGCUGAGCGGAUGGCAGAUGGUGUUAAUCAGACGUAUGCGGCAUCUGACGCUACGAAUUUCGAUGCUGUUGUCGUCGGCGAUGGGGCGCAGGGGUUGUUCGGGUCGAGUUCUGUGGCUACGUCGUUUUAUCCGGCUGGAAGACCUUUGGAUAUUCUUGUUGAUGCGUUCCGGUUUGGUAAGACUGUUGGUGCGAUCGGAAAUGGAGCUGGCGCGUUGAGAACCGCCCACAUUGCUACUAACCAGACUGGAGUUUAUGUUGCUCAGAGUGUGGGAGGUGGAUUUGCCGAUGGGCUGAAGGAUGGACUUCGGACUUUCAAGUUCUUGGAUCGGUUCACUUUGGAUGGUUAG